Penicillium riverlandense is the source of this 1977-nucleotide messenger RNA. RefSeq lists its product as uncharacterized. The coding region runs from base 1 to 1977 and encodes 658 amino acids. Gene Ontology annotation, cellular component: lipid droplet. The transcript has 5 exons. The record is from RefSeq and is a predicted model, not a curated record. Lineage: Eukaryota; Fungi; Ascomycota; Eurotiomycetes; Eurotiales; Aspergillaceae.
AUGGUCCCCGGAUCUACCAGGAAGCCCGCCGCCCUUGACAUCUCGCGCUCGUCGACCAUGGAGUUGCCCCCGGGCAUUGCGGCCCUGUUCGUUAUCCGCUUUGACAUUCGCACCGGCUAUGUGGUUUCGUGGAAGCGCACUGUACCCGGAGGUGAGCAAUCGAUUGAUCUAGCCGAAGUUGUCUCUCAUUCCGACGCGCAAUCUGACUUCGGGAUAGUUGAGGUGGAAGGGGUGGUCGAAUACAAGUCGCUUCCCUCUGGCCUGCACAAUGUGACCGAUGAUCUAGUGUAUGCUUUCUUCUUCAUGCUACCUGGCCCUGCUAACCCAACCCUCUUCCAAUCUAGCUAUUUCGUCCAUGAGCAGUAUGCCGGGAUCAGCGCGUUCCUCAACCAGCCUGCCGAAGAGGCGGAGCGCAAUGCGAAUAUGUUCGCCAUCGGCGUUCUCGUGCCCCUUAGCUCGGGGAGACUGGGGAAGAGCUGGAGACAUGCCCCGAGACUCAAGGAACUGACGCUGAAAUACGCCGCGAACAUGUCCGAUGAGCAGCCGAUGUGCGACUACUGGGACGCCUUUCAGAUCGGAGGAGCCGACACCACCGACUCCCCCGUCGAGUCCCCCAUCAGUUUCCGCGAUGCCAUGUUGUUGGGAACGUUCAGGCCGGCCCUGACGCCUUUCCACCCUGCCUCGUCGCUCCCUGAUUUUAUCGACUGCUUCGGUCCCUUGAUAUUUCCUCUUUACAGAGCGGCCUUGUUGCGCAAACGCAUUCUCUUCAUGGCCGAAGCUCCCGUGCACACUCCUUGCAACUAUGUAUAUGAUUUGUCCUUGUUAGCCUCUUUGCCGAAUUCCCUUCUGGAAUUCCUCCCGACCGACCGCAUCCCGAAUCUCCGACCUCGCCCGCUCUUCAACGUCGGCAUCCACGAUAUUCCCUAUCUUGCCACCCUCGACCCAUCUCACGCUCGACUAGACCCCGACACGGACCGAAGCUGGAUCGCCUGUUCGACAGACAGUGUCCUGAGCCUGAAACCCGACCUCUACGACGCGCUCGUGACCCUGCCUCCGCCCUACUCCCGCCAUGCGACAGAACGCACCUUUCCCAAAAUCGCACUGAUGCACACCCCCGGCUCCAAGCCCAAUACCACCCAAACCGUCCACUUGAAAGCAACGCAGCGCGACGCCCGGCGCUACCACAUGCUGCGCAGAGGUCUCCGUAACUUCUCACAAGACCGCACCACAGCCUCCGGAUCGGACGACGAUUCUGACUCCGACUCAACGUACUCCUCCAGCGCCAUCGUCGAGCCCCUCUCCUGGACGCGUCUUGCCUACACCUCGUUCAUCUGGUGGGCUUCCGCAGGCGAGAACCGCGACGGCCUCUCCGAAGAAGAAGAGGAGCAACAGAUUGAGCAAGACAGUCGCCUCCUGGCAAGCGUGGAGAGCCUCGCCUUCACCCCGACCAACAACAGCAUCGGACGGCGCGGCACCACACACUCCGACGACUCGGCGCGGCAACCGCCCGAAGUGGCUCUGGUGGCUUACUUCCGUCGCCUCACGACCCAGAUCUUCGUCACGCUCGCCGAAGCCAUUGCACGGAACGAUAGUAGCGACGGACAGGAUUACCCAGAUGUCCCUAAUGAGACACCGUCCUACUUCGACGACCCCGCCGGGGGCAACGUCCCAGACCUCUCCCUAUCCAUGUCCCGCCAGUCCCUGCCCACAGACGACGGCGACACGCCUCUCCUCCGCCAGCGCUCAAGCGCCCACAACCGCUCCUCCGAGAAUGAUGCCCGAUCGAACCGUGCCGCCGAUGUCGAUGCCGCAGCUGACCCUGUCACGAUCACCAUUGCCGACAUGGCGGAGAUGGGUCUUGAUGUAUGGAGUGCAACAGAUCGCAUCUUUGCCGAGGAGCUUGUUUCGCUCUGGUGGGGACGCUCUGCGCGGGUGGAUAGUGCGCGCAUUAGAUGUUGUGGUAUUUCUAUCUUGUAG